AUGUCAGUACGUAAAAGCGCCAAGAAGGAGGCUGCUGAAAAGAAAGCCGCUGACAAGAAUAAGGCUGAAGACACGGAAGAGGCACAAGGAAGCGAGAAGGGAGAAGAAAAACCCAACGAGAGCGAACCAACUCCUGAGCAAGCACCCCCACAACCGCUAGACAAGGAGCAGGAAGACGCCGAGGAAGAGGCUCCCAAGGAGGCACCAAAGGAAGAGGAACCAGCGAAGGAAGAGGAACCCAAGGAGGAGGCUGCCCCAGAGCCAGUCAAGGAAAUCGAAGAACCAGCUGAGGCAACCGAGGACGAUCACGAGGAAGUCGAUGAGAAGGAGCGAACAGUGGCGGAAAGCACGGACGAUGAGGACGAUCGAAUUCAACAGGAGGGUUUCAACUGCUGUGGAAUUACCAUCGGAGCAUGA
Seminavis robusta is the source of this 417-nucleotide messenger RNA. NCBI's taxonomy places the organism in Eukaryota, Bacillariophyta, Bacillariophyceae, Naviculales, Naviculaceae. The record is from the annotation of a GenBank genome assembly.